Molecule: messenger RNA, 1691 nt
Organism: Helianthus annuus (common sunflower)
Lineage: Eukaryota; Viridiplantae; Streptophyta; Magnoliopsida; Asterales; Asteraceae
Exons: 4
Coding region: 42-1391 (449 amino acids)
Source: RefSeq, a predicted model, not a curated record
AAUUACACAAUGAAUGGAUGUGGAUUUGAUUUCAUUGGAAAAUGGGAAAGCUUGUAACAACUUCUACACCCCUUCUCUUCCAAUCCAAACUCCUCUGUUUCUCUCUCUCCUACCUCUUCCUCUCUCUCUUCUUUGCAUUCUACACUUCUCUCUCUUCCACCACUAAAUGCCAUUUCCAAUCUACCCCUUUCGACCCCCUCUUCAAUUACCCUCAAUCCUACGGCCAACACAAGCACCCAAUUCCCACCCUCCAUUCCUCCUGCAAUUCCCCUGUUUUCUUCUCAGAUUAUUGGGUUGUUUUCGAUGAAAUUCGACGGCUUGUGGAUGAUCCUUUGUGGGAUUUCAAGGGCUUGAAGUAUGUUCAAGGAAAUGGUGGAUGUUUUGGGAUAAAUUAUAGUAUGCAUGAAAGGAUUUCGUAUUUUGAUUAUGGAGAUGGUGGCAUUGAAAUCCCUUGUGGGUUCUUUAAGAAAUUUCCCAUUAGUGAUUAUGAUAGAAUGGCGAUGGAAAGUUGUAAGGGAGUUGUGGUAGUUUCUGCGAUAUUUGGAGACCAUGACAAAAUCCGACAGCCGAAAGGCCUAGGAUAUAAAACCUUAGACCAUGUAGGUUUCUACAUGUUUGUAGACGAGGUCACGUUAAAACAACUACAUUAUCAUAACCUACUCACGGGAAAAACCAAAGAGAAUAGAAUCGGGGCAUGGAGAAUUGUGAAAGUUGAUACUCAAGAACUAUACGAAAAUCCGGCUAUGAAUGGCAUAGUGCCAAAAUACUUGGUCCAUAGGUUGUUUCCCAACUCGAAAUAUAGCAUUUGGAUUGAUGCAAAAAUGCAAUUGGUUGUCGAUCCGUUGUUGUUGCUACAUUCACUUUUGAUAGUGAAAGACGCGGAUAUGGCUAUAUCUAAACAUCCGUUAUAUGUUCAUACGAUGGAAGAAGCUAUGGCGACCGCAAGGUGGAAAAAAUGGUGGGAUGUUGAUUCGUUACGGGUUCAAAUCGAGACAUAUUGUGAACAUGGAUUGCGACCGUGGUCGUCGAAUAAACACCCAUACCCUUCAGACGUUCCGGACAGUGCAAUAAUCUUUAGGAAGCAUGGGGUGGCUAGCAAUCUAUUUUCAUGUCUUGUGUUCAAUGAACUAGAAGCAUUUAACCCAAGAGACCAACUACCUUUUGCGUUUGUGAGGGACCUAAUGAACCCAAAGAUUAAACUCAACAUGUUCGAUGUCGAAGUAUUUGAACAUGUGGCAUCCGAGUAUAGACAUAACAUUAAGCAUAGUGGGUCCCUUGGGACCCAACCGGCUAGAACCAAGAGGGCUAGCCCUGACUUACUUGCUAAUGGCACUGGUCGUACCAAAUGUGAUAGUUACUUAGCAGAAAUGUGGGGUGAAUCACAAGAUUGAUCGUCAUGCAUCGAGUUGAUUGAUGGUGUUUACGGUCUAUGGCCAUGGCUCGCGACGUAUGACCAUUGAUUGGAGUAUUGGAGGUUUGGUGCGUCCGCCAGUGUUUCAUUUGUUCAUGGAAAGUAUAUAGUUAUUUAUGUUGAUUUUGGCCUUGCAUUCCUUAGCUCUGCGGCUUAGUUGAAAAAACUCAAUAUUUGAGUGUGGUUUUUUAUUUUUUGUAUUUAAUUCACUGUAACUAAAAGUAUUAAAUGCCAUAUGUAUAUUGAAGUGUGUUGCAAAAAUAGAGAUUUCAACAGAUGA